CCCAAUCGGCUCACAUUGCAGCCACGAAUGUGAAAGCCACUGAAGCCGAGAUGAAAGGAUCGGCUAAGCUCGCAAUCGGCGCCGCAGCCGCCGUCAUUUCACUCACUCUCCUCCUUAUCAUCGCCCUUCUUCUCAGCCUCCUUAUCGACCUCCUCCUCUCCUUCUUUCGUAGCCGCCGCCGUAGUCACACAAGCCAGCCACGAGCCACGCCGACCUCUCCACCUCCUCCUCUCUCUAAACCACUCCACUUUCCCUUUUAUAGCCAUGGCGUCCUCCAAGCCCCUGCCGCCGACUUCCUUCUCUCCAUUCCCAAGCUCGAGGCCGCCGCCGCCGCCGCAGCCGCAGCGGCUGCGGCACCAAGCCAAGCCGACCAUUCCGAUCACUUCAUACGUAUUUGCAAUCCCAUUUACGAUGAAGCUUGUGACUUUCACGCCGUCAACGUUAAUGCCAUGGAUGACUGUGACGGUGACGGUGACGGAACGGCGUUUGAGACGCCGGGAAGUUCGCCGUCAUGCUUUGAGUCGGAAGAGGGAGUGGAAAGGGAGUCAUCACCGCCGUUGAAGUUCAUGAAGAAGUUGCCGUCGUUCCUCCCGGUGACUGCGUCAGCUGUUUGCUUGGUUGACUGCCGGCGGUCACUGGCAGCGUCAGUGAGCGCUACGGAGACCAACAAGGCUUCUUCUUCUUCUUCCUCGUCGAACUCCCUCUGUUUUUCACCAUCUUGGUGA
Molecule: messenger RNA, 725 nt
Organism: Dioscorea cayenensis subsp. rotundata (Guinea yam)
Lineage: Eukaryota; Viridiplantae; Streptophyta; Magnoliopsida; Dioscoreales; Dioscoreaceae
Exons: 1
Coding region: 51-725 (224 amino acids)
Source: RefSeq, a predicted model, not a curated record